Messenger RNA from Drosophila ficusphila, 476 nucleotides. Its product is annotated as pupal cuticle protein Edg-78E. The record is from RefSeq and is a predicted model, not a curated record. Lineage: Eukaryota; Metazoa; Arthropoda; Insecta; Diptera; Drosophilidae. The transcript is spliced from 2 exons. Gene Ontology annotation, cellular component: chitin-based extracellular matrix. Gene Ontology annotation, molecular function: structural constituent of chitin-based larval cuticle. Bases 93 to 461 code for a protein of 122 amino acids.
AUAUAAAAGACGCACUUGAGCUGAUCGAAUUAAACAGUUGCACUGCAAGCAGCAUCAUCACAGUAUCAUCAAGAAGCUCAACUCCCAACAAGAUGUACAAAUACCUCUUUUGCCUGGCUCUCAUCGGUUGCGCCUGCGCCGACAACAUCAACAAGGACGCCCAGAUCCGCAGCUUCCAGAACGACGCCACCGAUGCCGAGGGCAACUAUCAGUACGCCUACGAGACCAGCAACGGCAUCCAGUUCCAGGAGGCCGGCAAUCCCAGCGGGGCUCGCGGUGCCUUGGCCUACGUUUCGCCCGAGGGCGAGCACAUCUCGCUGACCUACACGGCUGAUGAGGAGGGUUACCAUCCUGUGGGCGAUCACCUGCCCACCCCGCCUCCAGUGCCGGCCUACAUCCUCCGCGCCCUCGAGUACAUCCGCACCCAUCCCCCGGCGCCCGCCCAGAAGGACCAGCAGUAAUCCAGAGGAGCAGCA